Andrographis paniculata is the source of this 964-nucleotide messenger RNA. Its product is annotated as gamma-glutamyl peptidase 5-like. Lineage: Eukaryota; Viridiplantae; Streptophyta; Magnoliopsida; Lamiales; Acanthaceae. Gene Ontology annotation, cellular component: cytosol. The transcript is spliced from 4 exons. The record is from RefSeq and is a predicted model, not a curated record. The coding region runs from base 88 to 906 and encodes 272 amino acids.
AUUUGGAGUAUUAUAAAACUAGUUUAGCAGCCGAGAGACUGCAGAUCGAUCAAAAUUUAGAGCUGAUCAGCACUGCUGCAGAAGAAGAUGAUCAUGUCAACGAAGAAAAGAUACGCACUUCUGCUGGCAGCAAGGGACUCAGACUACGUCAACAAACUCUACGGAGGAUACUUCAACGUCUUCGUCGACACAUUCGGGGAGAAAGAUCUAGAAGAAGGCGACAGUUGGGAUCUGUUCCGCGUGAUCGAUGGGGAAUUCCCUCAAUUGGAUCAUCUUCAUCUCUACCAAGGCUUUGUCAUCAGUGGCAGCCCCCAUGAUGCCUACGGCCAUGAAUCUUGGAUUCUUCAGCUUUGCUUUCUUGUCCAGACCUUGUUUGCUUUGCACAAGAAAGUCCUCGGAGUCUGCUUUGGUCACCAGGUGAUUUGCAGAGCUUUGGGAGGGAAAGUGGGAAAAUCUUGCAGUGGGUGGGAUAUAGGAGUGAGGAAAGUGAAGUUUACUGAGGAUUUCUACACAUCAUCAUUAUCAUCAUCUGUUGGUUUGUAUGGAUCUGGAGAAGUAGCAGUGAUUCCUCAGAAUCUCUCCAUUAUUGAGUGCCAUCAAGAUGAGGUGUGGGAGGUGCCUGUGGGAGCACAAGUGCUUGCAUUUUCUGAAAAAACUGGAGUGGAAAUGUUUGCAUUUGGGGACAACAUUUUAGGGAUUCAAGGGCAUCCUGAGUACACAAAGGACAUCCUUAAUAAUCUCAUCGAUCGUCUUGUCUCCAACAAUUCCAUCCAGAGAGAAUUUGGUGAAGAGGCGAAGCAGCAAGCGAUGAACUCAGAACCUGCGGAUAGACAGCAAUGGCAAAAGAUUUGCAGAAGAUUUUUGAAAAUGGGGUGCACCAAAUUCGUACCCAUUUUAAAACUCUAAUAAUAUUCUGUUUCAAAUUAAUUUUCUAAAGUAAUAAUAAUUGGAUCGAUUUGGACCA